AAGUUGAAGAGCCAAGUUUUGUGGGUUAUAAAAGAAAAGAGAAAAGAAAAGAAGAGAAGAUAAAAGAAAGAGAUAUGGGAAAAGGAAGGUUAGAGUUGAAGAGAAUUGAGAACAAGAUAAACAGGCAGGUUACCUUUGCCAAGAGAAGAAAUGGUCUUCUCAAGAAAGCUUAUGAACUUUCUGUCCUUUGUGAUGCUGAAGUUGCUCUCAUCAUCUUCUCCACUCGUGGCAAACUCUAUGAGUUCUCUAGCACCUCUAGCAUGCUGAAAACACUUGAGAGGUAUGAGAAGUGUAGUUUUGGGCCACCAGAACAAAGAAAGCCAGCCAAGGAGGAUCUUCAGGAACAAAGCAGUUACCAGGAAUACAUGAGGCUUAAAGAACGCUACGAUGCUUUGAAACAACUCGAAAGGAAUUACUAUGGUGAGGAGAUUGACUCGUUGACUACCAACGAGCUCGAGUCGCUUGAAAGGCAGCUUCAUUGUUCAUUGAAACAGAUUAGGACAAUAAGGACUCAGUCGCUGAUCGAUAAGCUUUACGAACAACAAAAGAUGGAACACCAACUUUACGAGUACAACAAGACGCUUCGACUCAGAUUAGAUGAAGAAAGCCAAGCAGAGGCACUCCAAUGGGAUGUACACGCUCACGCACACGCGAAUGGAAUGGUUUAUGGGCAUCAUCAUCAGCACCAAGUGUCUCAUCCUGCACAUGGUGCGUUUUAUCAUCCGACUGGCUGCGAAACCACAUUGCAAAUCGGGUACCAGACUGAACAAAUCUCGGGAGCGACCUCGUCGAGCAUGAGCCAUCAUCAUCAUCAAAUGCAGGGUUGGCCUGCAUGAAACAAGAUUCUAUGUUUGCUUGUUAAAUCACCAGACUUAAUUAAUAUUGUGUUGUUGUGGGACAUUUGGUCUUAGCUAAUUUUUAGUUAAUGUGUUUAUGUUUGUUGUGACUUUUAUCAAUCUCUCUCUAUGAUGUCCCAUUGCA
Messenger RNA from Helianthus annuus (common sunflower), 981 nucleotides. Its product is annotated as agamous-like MADS-box protein MADS4. Gene Ontology annotation, cellular component: nucleus. Gene Ontology annotation, biological process: positive regulation of transcription by RNA polymerase II. The coding region runs from base 75 to 836 and encodes 253 amino acids. The record is from RefSeq and is a predicted model, not a curated record. Gene Ontology annotation, molecular function: protein dimerization activity; RNA polymerase II cis-regulatory region sequence-specific DNA binding; DNA-binding transcription factor activity, RNA polymerase II-specific. The transcript is spliced from 8 exons. Lineage: Eukaryota; Viridiplantae; Streptophyta; Magnoliopsida; Asterales; Asteraceae.